CAUGGGCUGCUGGCUCAGCUGGGGCUGAUGGCCUUUCCCCCUUAGCACCCUGGUGGAACCCCCUUCCUCUUCUUUCCCAGACUGUGGCGUCCUGGAGUUGAUGGGAGCUGCAGCACCAAGCCCGGCCAGCCUCCCUCCCAGCCAGUGACAACAGCUCUGCAGCGCCUGGACCCCGCCCACCCGCCUGAGUCCUCUGCCCGGGUCCCCAGGGAUGCGCCUCCUCCUGAGAGUCCCCUCCAUCGUCCCUUAGAGGAACAGGCUGCCGCUGCACCCCCACCAGCCUCCAUUGCCCUGACCUUAUUUCCACCUGAUGGUGCCAGAGGCUGCUUCCCAGCCGGUAUCCUGAGAUCCUCGUUCCCUUGGUGGCUUGGUUGUUUCAGCCUCCGUUCUUGAUUGGGGGGCGGUGGUCUGGGUGUGAUUCCUGUGGGGGAAACCAGCCCAAGGUGCCUUGGCUCAGGCUUGCCUGGAGCCUCGUCAUGUACCCGUCUGUGGCCCUAGAAUCACCUCUUGCUCCUUUUCAGUGGGUUUCUCCCCAGACCAAGCCCCUGGAUUUGAGCUUCUGAGCAGCCAACUGUGAUUUUUUUCAUAAAGGAAAGAAUUUUGCUCCUAGAUUUAUUUCUAAUCCUUCUCUCCGUAACUGACCUUUUCUCUGUAGGCUAUUUGUGGCUCUAGUGAGUUUUUGCUUGCUUGCUUGUUUUUGUUUUAUCUUUGUCCUGAACAUCCAUCCUGGCCUCGGCUGCCUCCCUCCCUGAGUUCUGCGCUGCACCUCCUGUCUCAGCCUCCCAGAGAGGGUGGUGAGGGUGCUGAUGCCCAGAGAUACCACCCGGCGAAUGGACUUCUCCCGUCAUGCAGGGCAGGGCAGGGCUGCCAGCAGAGCCUUGUCCUGAACCCUAUCUCCUCGCCUCUGCUCUCCUUAAGGGUCUUUCCCAGAUGUGAAGGUCGCUCCCAGGCUCUACUGAGGCCAGACCAAUUCCCAGUGGCUUGGGGACCCUCGUUCACUCCAGCACCAGCCCCUGCCCUCCUGCUUCCUGUGCCAGGCUGCCAGGUGAGCCCUGGGCCGAGGGAGGUUGUCCCACGGAGGCCGGAAGGACUCGAGCUUCCCAUCUCCUCGCCUCCCCCAGGUCUUUCACCGUCUGGACUCAUCUCUGGGUAACUCAUGGUGUGAGUGGCCACGUGGCUGGCUCAGGUGAGUCCUUUUAGACCCCAGGUGACCCACCAGCUAGUCCAGGGCGCAUUGCCAUGCCAACCAGGAUGUACCCCGGGGUGUCCUCCCUGCACUUGAAAGGUCUCCUUCGUGUGCUGUUCUCCAUGGCCCCGUUCCCCCACAGGUGUUUGGAGAGUGAACGUCAGGUCCCCUCCUCCCCACCCCCGGCCUCUCAGAAACACGCCCAGCCCCACGAUGGCAGCAGAGACACUCAACUUUGGGCCUGAGUGGCUCAGGGCCCUGUCUGGGGGCGGCAGCGUGGCCUCCCCACCUCCAUCCCCUGCCAUGCCCAAAUACAAGCUGGCUGAUUACCGCUAUGGGCGAGAGGAGAUGCUGGCCCUCUACGUCAAGGAGAACAAGGUCCCAGAAGAGCUGCAGGACAAGGAGUUUGCCGCGGUGCUGCAGGACGAGCCACUGCAGCCCCUGGCCCUGGAGCCGCUGACUGAGGAGGAACAGAGAAACUUCUCCCUGUCAGUGAACAGUGUGGCUGUGCUGAGGCUGAUGGGGAAAGGGGCUGGCCCCCCCCUGACUGGCACCUCCCGAGGCAGGGGCAGCACGCGGAGCCGAGGCCGUGGCCGCGGUGACAGCUGCUUUUACCAAAGAAGUAUCGAAGAAGGUGAUGGGGCCUUUGGACGAAGCCCCCGGGAGAUCCAGCGCAGCCAGAGCUGGGAUGACAGAGGCGACAGGCGGUUUGAGAAGUCAGCAAGGCGGGAUGGAGCACGAUGUGGGUUUGAGGAGGGAGGGGCUGGCCCAAGGAAGGAGCAUGCCCGCUCAGACAGCGAGAACUGGCGCUCCUUACGGGAGGAGCAGGAGGAGGAGGAGGAGGGCAGCUGGAGGCUUGGGGCAGGGCCCCGGCGAGAUGGCGACCGCUGGCGCUCCGCCAGCCCUGAUGGCGGUCCCCGCUCUGCUGGCUGGCGGGAACAUGGGGAACGGAGGCGCAAGUUUGAAUUUGAUUUGCGAGGGGAUCGAGGCGGGUGUGGUGAAGAGGAGGGGCGGGGAGGGGGAGGCAGCUCUCACCUGCGGCGGUGCCGAGUGCCUGACGGCUUUGAGGAGGACAAGGAUGGGCUCCCAGAGUGGUGCCUGGACGAUGAGGAUGAAGAAAUGGGCACCUUUGAUGCCUCUGGGGCCUUCUUGCCUCUCAAGAAGGGCCCCAAGGAGCCCAUUCCUGAGGAGCAGGAGCUGGACUUCCAAGGGCUGGAGGAGGAGGAGGAGCCUUCCGAAGGGCUAGAGGAGGAAGGGCCUGAGGCGGGUGGGAAGGAGCUGACCCCACUGCCUCCUCAGGAGGAGAAGUCCAGCUCCCCGUCCCCACUACCCACCCUGGGCCCACUCUGGGGGACAAACGGGGAUGGGGACGAAGCUGCGGAGAAAGAGCCCCCAGUGGCCGAAGAUGAUAUUCGGGGGAUCCAGCUGAGUCCUGGGGUGGGCUCCCCUGCUGGCCCACCUGGAGAUCUGGAGGAUGAUGAAGGCUUAAAGCACCUGCAGCAGGAGGCGGAGAAGCUGGUGGCCUCCCUGCAGGACAGCUCCUUGGAGGAGGAGCAGUUCACAGCUGCCAUGCAGACCCAGGGCCUACGCCAUUCUGCAGCCGCCACUGCCCUCCCGCUCAGCCAUGGAGCUGCCCGGAAGUGGUUCUACAAGGAUCCGCAGGGCGAGAUCCAAGGCCCCUUCACGACACAGGAGAUGGCAGAGUGGUUCCAGGCUGGCUACUUCUCCAUGUCACUGCUGGUGAAGCGGGGCUGUGAUGAGGGCUUCCAGCCUCUAGGCGAGGUGAUCAAGAUGUGGGGCCGUGUGCCCUUCGCCCCAGGGCCCUCACCACCCCCACUGCUGGGAAACAUGGACCAGGAGCGGCUGAAGAAGCAGCAGGAGCUGGCCGCGGCUGCCUUGUACCAGCAGCUGCAGCACCAGCAGUUUCUUCAGCUGGUCAGCAGCCGCCAGCUCCCACAAUGCGCGCUUCGAGAAAAGGCAGCUCUGGGGGACCUGACGCCGCCGCCGCCGCCGCAGCAGCAGCAGCUCACGGCAUUCCUGCAGCAGCUCCAGGCGCUCAAACCCCCCAGAGGCGGGGACCAGAACCUGCUCCCGACGAUGAGCCGGUCCUUGUCGGUGCCGGAUUCGGGUCGCCUCUGGGACGUACAUACCUCAGCCUCAUCACAGUCAGGUGGUGAGGCCAGUCUUUGGGACAUACCAAUUAACUCUUCGACUCAGGGUCCAAUUCUAGAACAACUCCAGCUGCAACAUAAAUUCCAGGAGCGCAGAGAAGUGGAGCUCAGGGCGAAGCGGGAGGAAGAGGAACGCAAGCGCCGGGAGGAGAAGCGCCGCCAGCAGCAGCAGGAGGAGCAGAAGCGGCGGCAAGAGGAGGAAGAGCUGUUUCGGCGCAAGCAGGUACGGCAGCAGGAGCUGUUGCUGAAGUUGCUACAGCAGCAGCAGCAGGCAGUCCCCGUGCCCCCCGCGCCCAGCUCCCCGCCCCCACUCUGGGCUGGCCUGGCCAAGCAGGGGCUGUCCAUGAAGACACUCCUGGAGUUGCAGCUGGAGGGCGAGCGGCAGCUGCACAAACAGCCCCCACCUCGGGAGCCAGCUCGGGCCCAGGCCCCCAACCACCGAGUGCAGCUUGGGGGCCUGGGCACUGCCCCCCUGAACCAGUGGGUGUCUGAGGCUGGGCCGCUGUGGGGCGGGCCAGACAAGAGUGGGGGCGGCAGCAGCAGCCUGGGGCUCUGGGAGGACACCCCCAAGAGCGGCGGGAGCCUGGUCCGCGGCCUCGGCCUGAAGAACAGCCGGAGCAGCCCAUCUCUCAGUGACUCGUACAGCCACCUAUCAGGUCGGCCCAUUCGCAAAAAGACGGAGGAAGAAGAGAAGCUGCUGAAGCUGCUGCAGGGCAUCCCCAGGCCCCAGGAUGGCUUCACCCAGUGGUGUGAGCAGAUGCUGCACACACUGAGCGCCACAGGCAGCCUGGACGUGCCCAUGGCUGUAGCGAUCCUCAAGGAGGUGGAAUCCCCCUAUGAUGUCCAUGAUUAUAUCCGUUCCUGCUUGGGGGACACGCUGGAAGCCAAAGAAUUUGCCAAACAAUUCCUGGAGCGGAGGGCCAAGCAGAAAGCCAGCCAACAGCGGCAGCAGCAGCAGGAGGCGUGGCUGAGCAGCGCCUCCCUGCAGACGGCCUUCCAGGCCAACCACAGCACCAAACUCGGCCCCGGGGAGGGCAGCAAGGCCAAGAGGCGGGCACUGAUGCUGCACUCAGACCCCAGCAUCCUGGGGUACUCCCUGCACGGAUCUUCUGGUGAGAUCGAGAGCGUGGAUGACUACUGACCAGCCCGGACCCCCAGCCCCUGGGCUGUAGGCCAGGGCGGCUGCGGCGGCAUGGACCGAGGGUCCCAGCCUGCAGGCUCCCCACAGGGAGCAGAGGAGGAGGCAGGGGCGGGGUCCCCAGCACUUGUUACAAACACACGAUGCACCUUAACUCACCCACCACGAGGCACUUUACAGACUGGGGGAGGGGGUUUUCUUUUUAUUAUUUUUUUUUAAUUUUAAACGACUUUGAAGAAAAGUUAGGAGAGGCAAAAAUAUUGUUAAAAACUAGACUCUAAACACCCCUUCCCGCUGUGAGGAUAGUGGGUGUGACGAUGGAAGGUCCACAGAGGAUUUUUGUUUUUUGUUUUUUUAAGAAAAAAGAUGAAAAA
Mandrillus leucophaeus (drill) is the source of this 4869-nucleotide messenger RNA. RefSeq names its product GRB10 interacting GYF protein 1 (gene GIGYF1). Gene Ontology annotation, biological process: insulin-like growth factor receptor signaling pathway. Gene Ontology annotation, molecular function: protein binding. The transcript is spliced from 24 exons. NCBI's taxonomy places the organism in Eukaryota, Metazoa, Chordata, Mammalia, Primates, Cercopithecidae. Bases 1400 to 4498 code for a protein of 1032 amino acids. The record is from RefSeq and is a predicted model, not a curated record.